This is a messenger RNA of Paramormyrops kingsleyae, 4849 nucleotides long. It is a transcript of the gene gria3b, whose product is annotated as glutamate receptor, ionotropic, AMPA 3b. NCBI's taxonomy places the organism in Eukaryota, Metazoa, Chordata, Actinopteri, Osteoglossiformes, Mormyridae. Gene Ontology annotation, cellular component: membrane. Gene Ontology annotation, biological process: monoatomic ion transport. Gene Ontology annotation, molecular function: ligand-gated monoatomic ion channel activity; signaling receptor activity. The record is from RefSeq and is a predicted model, not a curated record.
ACCCCGAAGAACCGACAAACGCGGCACUUGCGCUUUGCAGCCGGGGAUGCGAGAGAUGGUGCUUUAAUUCAACGUCAGAUCAAGUUUGAUCAAUAUCCCCCUGCUGGCCCAAUUGGAAGAGCCUUAUUCACAAUCAGAUCCGCUACUCUCGCCACCACCAUCUUUGGGAUAAGUCCCUGUUUUUUUUCCAGUGGCAGAAAAUUUGCUCUGCAACCCGGUUUGUACCUCAAUGAACCUAAUUGGUGCAGAGUGGAAGAGCAUAAAUCUGGAGGAUUUCCUUUAAGUCCGCGGUUGUGUACAUGCUUUUGCCUUAUCAGAUUCCUUUUAGGAGUUGAAUUUAAAGGUUGGAGAAAAUGGCACAUAGUGCGCUGCUUUUCUUAUUGUGCUUUUUCCGCACAUCUCUGGCCGGCUUCCCUAACCAGAUAAAUAUAGGGGGACUCUUCAUGCGAUCAACGGUGCAGGAACACAGCGCCUUUAGAUUCGCAGUUCAGCUCUACAACACCAACCAAAAUGUGACCGAAAAACCUUUCCAUCUGAAUUAUAACGUAGAUAACCUCGAAUCAUCCAACAGCUUCUCGGUUACCCACGCAUUCUGCUCCCAGUUCUCCAGAGGCGUUUAUGCCAUCUUCGGCUUCUACGACAAGAAGUCCAUGAAUACUCUGACCUCCUUCUGCGGUGCCCUGCACACCUCCUUCGUCACGCCGAGCUAUCCCACCGACGCGGACGUGCAGUUCGUCAUCCAGAUGCGUCCCGCCCUGCGAGGUGCCAUUCUCAGCAUGCUGUCCCACUACAAGUGGGAGAAAUUCGUCUACCUGUAUGACACAGAGAGAGGGUUCUCAAUUCUACAAGCCAUCAUGGAGUCGGCGGUCGCCAGCAACUGGCAAGUGACAGCGCGCUCGGUGGGGAGCAUCACGGACCCUCAGGAGUACAGGCGCAUCAUCGAGGAGAUGGACAGGCGACAGGAGAAGCGUUACCUCAUAGACUGUGAGGUGGACAGGAUUAACGACAUCCUGGAGCAGGUUGUGGCUCUCGGGAAGAACAGCCGUGGUUACCACUACAUUCUGGCCAACUUGGGUUUUUCCAACAUUAGUCUGGACAAGGUCUUCCUCGGCGGGGCGAACAUUACCGGCUUUCAGAUAAUAAACCCCGAAAAUCCCAUUGUGCAGCAGUUUCUCCAGCGCUGGGACCGGCUGGACGAAAGGGAAUUCCCCGAGGCCAGGAACACACCCCUGAAGUACACGUCAGCGCUAACCCACGAUGCUGUGCUGGUGAUCGCCGAGGCCUUCCGGUACCUGCGGCGCCAGCGGGUGGAUGUGUCCCGGAGAGGCAGCGCCGGGGACUGCCUGGCAAACCCCGCCGUGCCCUGGAGCCAGGGCAUUGAUAUCGAACGGGCCCUCAAAAUGGUCCAAGUUCAAGGCAUGACUGGAAACAUCCAGUUCGACAGCUUUGGCCGGCGAUCGAAUUACACCAUCGAUGUUUACGAGAUGAAAACAGGUGGGCCGCGAAAGAUCGGGUACUGGAACGAGUUUGAAAGAUUUGUAAAUAUUAUGGAUCAGCAGGUCACCAACGAGUCUUCUGUGGAAAACCGAACAAUUGUGGUCACUACUAUUAUGGAAGCGCCGUACGUGAUGUUCAAGAAAAACCACAUGCAUCUGGAAGGGAAUGACAAGUAUGAAGGCUAUUGUGUCGAUUUAGCUUCCGAAAUUGCAAAACACGUGGGGAUAAAAUACAAACUGUCCAUUGUAAUGGAUGGAAAGUAUGGUGCAAGGGAUCCUGAGACCAAAACGUGGAACGGGAUGGUGGGUGAACUUGUGUAUGGGAGAGCAGAUAUAGCUGUUGCACCACUAACUAUAACGCUGGUUCGAGAAGAAGUCAUUGACUUUUCUAAGCCUUUUAUGAGCUUGGGGAUCUCCAUUAUGAUAAAGAAGCCCCAAAAGUCCAAACCUGGAGUAUUUUCCUUCCUCGACCCCUUGGCCUACGAAAUUUGGAUGUGUAUAGUGUUUGCCUAUAUCGGAGUCAGUGUGGUCCUUUUCCUGGUCAGCCGCUUCAGCCCUUAUGAGUGGCAUCUGGAUGAAAACGAUGAAGCCAAAGACCCACAGACCCCUCCGGACCCACCAAAUGACUUUGGGAUAUUUAAUAGUCUCUGGUUCUCCCUGGGAGCCUUUAUGCAGCAAGGAUGUGAUAUUUCACCAAGGUCUUUGUCGGGGAGGAUAGUGGGCGGAGUCUGGUGGUUCUUCACCCUCAUCAUCAUUUCGUCCUAUACGGCCAACCUGGCUGCCUUCCUCACGGUGGAGAGGAUGGUCUCCCCCAUCGAAAGCGCAGAGGAUCUUGCCAAACAAACGGAGAUUGCAUACGGAACCCUCGACUCAGGCUCCACCAAAGAGUUCUUUAGACGCUCAAAAAUAGCCGUUUAUGAAAAAAUGUGGUCAUAUAUGAAAUCAGCAGAACCCUCUGUCUUUGCCAAGACAACACCUGAUGGGGUUGCCCGGGUACGAAAGUCGAAGGGCAAGUUCGCCUUCCUCCUCGAAUCCACCAUGAACGAGUACAUUGAGCAGCGGAAGCCAUGUGAUACGAUGAAAGUGGGCGGCAAUCUCGACUCUAAGGGCUAUGGUGUGGCGACUCCCAAAGGCUCGGCAUUAAGAAAUGCUGUUAACCUGGCAGUGUUAAAACUGAACGAGCAGGGCCUCUUGGACAAAUUGAAAAACAAAUGGUGGUACGACAAGGGAGAGUGCGGCAGCGGGGGAGGUGACUCCAAGGACAAGACAAGUGCUCUGAGCCUGAGUAAUGUAGCAGGAGUCUUCUAUAUUCUGGUCGGAGGUCUGGGGCUGGCUAUGAUGGUGGCUUUGAUAGAAUUCUGCUACAAGUCUCGUGCAGAAACCAAAAGACUGAAACUAGCCAAGAAUGCCCAAAACUUUAAGCCAGCUCCGCCAGCAAACACGCAGAAUUUUGCCACAUACCGAGAGGGCUACAAUGUGUAUGGAACCGAGAGUGUUAAAAUCUAAAGGCACAGCUGGAAGGAGUCAGAACAGCUCGGAGUGAACCUGACACUGAUGACCGGACAGUUUGACGCGAUGAAUAAGUCAGGGGCCUGGAAACCCGCCGGGCUCAGCAAGCGCUAGCUUCAUAGCGGAGGGCAUAAUGAGUGAAAAGGACUUGUCAUUUAAAGAACUGAAUUUGUUUCCUUCAGUGCCUUAUAGAACAUUCAGAACGUCACAACAAUGCAACUCGUCAUAGUAAUAUUGCUUUGCUUGAAAUACAAAAGAAAAAAAAAGGAGCAAUGGUAUCAUAAUCUAACAAAUGAGCCUUCGGUAGAUACUCUCACUAAAGAAAAAGCCAUCAGUCACAACCCUAGCACAUACGGAAGACCCUGACAUAGCAGAAUUCACCAGGCAAUGGAUGGUACUAUAGUCAUAUAUAAAGAAAUAUUAUUUUAAAUGUCGUGAUUGAUUUACAGCCAGAUUGUAUUGGUUGGGUAUAAUUUAAAUGUCUUACAAAUCCAUGUAAUCAAUUCAUUAUCAAUUCAUUUAAAGUAGCCCUGAUGCUAGUAUUUACAAGAAAUGAUUUGUUGACUCAUUUUGUUUUGAUUCUAAGGACAGAAAAGUUUUGUUCCCCACUGAAGCAAAUUAAUGGACAUUAUUUUCACCACGAGUCAUCCAUUGGGUGGUUGCGUUGGCAUUCUGAAUUCUGGUGCUGUUGGUGACUCAGUACUUUAUCAUAAAUUGAGGGCCUGUGAACUACCCAAGGUCAAUGAUAAAAGCACCAUUCAGCAUAGGGCAAAAGGCCGCAUGUGACAAAAUCUACUGCCAACGGAUUUCUCUCUCAGAUAUGAGCAAUUUGCAAAUCAUAUAUGGAGUCAGGUUGAAGCUUAUAUUAACUGUGAAUUGAACAUACACUAACACAAAUCACAAGCAUACGGUACAAGAUAUUUCUAGAUAUCUGGAAGAGAUACACAGAUAUACUGUAUAUGUAUACACUUCUGCAUAAUACACCACUACAACAUGGGUUUUAGGGUAACAUCUGAAACCUUGGUGGCUUUUUUAAAAUGAUUUGUCCAAGUAUACGGCCUGAAGCGUGAAAACGGAAUCACUCGAUUGUAGAUACACUGCAAUUAUUUAAAAAGACUAACGGUAACAGCUUUGAAAAUGGUAUUUUGGAUUACCUUCAAUAUUUUGUGAAAUGAUAGCACAUUUUCAAUCAAGCUGUGGUUUAAUUUUGGUUUUGUUUUACUUUGUAGGCAUACUGUUUUGUGGAUAACUUAAGAAAUGAAAAAAAUAGUAAAUUAAAAUGGGAAGUACUGUAUAUGUUACCCUAUGGUCAAUAUAGGGGCAAUUUUUAAACUAAAGCUUAGCAAACGUCCAUUUAAUGCUGUUACAAUUCUUUUACUUUCUCUAAGAAAUGUGAUUAUGUAGUAUUUGAGACAUGCCAAGAAGGAUUUCAUUGAAAAAGCAAAAGAUUACAAUAGUUUUAUAUAAAAUAAAACUGUAAAAAAAAAAAAAAAAAACUGUAAAGAAACCUGUACAUUUAUUUAAAGUCAAUUUAUGAAUGCAAAGAGGCUUCACUAAAUUUUGGUUUUUCAAUUUUUCAGACUGCAUGUAAAAUUGGUAAUUGCCUAUCAAGGCCUGAGACUUUGCUCAGACAGUUAGGAGAUCAGUGGUAGAAGCAUAACUUCUCUUUCUAUUAUUUGACCCUCCCUUCCCUUGUUGUCUGACUGCAAUCAAAAAUUGCCAAGCAACCUACCAAUUACAAAAGAAUAAGAACUGCAUGUGUGGGUGUAAUUUACUGAACCUCAGCAGUGAGGCGCUGUACAAAGAAUUUUAAUACAUUUUUGUAAAUAAAACUGUAUAGAAAU